UCUUACAACCUCAUCACUCACAUUUGUUCUUUUCCUCUCGUGUGUGUAUCUGCUGUCUAAGGCAAAAGUGGUGAACUAAAAGGUUAAGCGAUCACAUGGAGGGGCACUAUCGUAAUUUCCUAGCUACCGCGUCGUCCCCAGAGAUAGUAGAGAUCGGGGAGGAGAGCAGAGGCACAGCCGCCGGCAGAGAUGGUGGAGCUGGAGAUGUAUACGUUGCUGUCGGCAAACACGAUUUACACGUGCUUAAAUGGGCUCUCGAUCACGUGGUCUUGCCGGAGAGUCGUGUUUUCCUCGUGCACGUUUUCUCCCCGAUUGCCUACGUUGCCACACCAGUUGGGAGGCUAUCAAGAAGCCAGCUUAGUAAAGAUCAAUUGCAGGUUUACAUAAGGGAGGAAAGCAAUAAGAGGAGACACCUCUUGGACAAGUACAUUCAACUCUGCAACGAAUCGAAGAUAACUGUGGAUACAAUGCUAGUAGAGAGCAGUGCAUCAGCCAAGGCCAUUUUAGAACUCAUUGGUGUUGCUAACAUCACUCAUCUUGUUAUGGGAACUAAACAAUCUCCCUUCUCAAGGAUAUCGAGAAAGGGGAAGGGUGAAUAUGUAAAGAAAUAUGCACCGGAAUAUUGUGAAGUUAGUGUGGUAUAUGAUGAUGGCAAAAAGAUGAAGGACGAGCAAUCACUACCAAUAAAAAAUGAGGUGUCCAAAUCAUCCAAGAAUGCAUCUAAUCAAAGGCCACAAGUAGCCAAGAAUUAUGAAAGGCACUUCUUUGAGUGUGUGUGCUUUUCUAGAAAAUUCGAUUGAGAAAAGUUUCAUAUUUGUAGUAAUUUCAAAUAUUUUGUCCGUUUAUUAUUGGGAUCUAGAGAAAUAGGAAGGUACUCCCUCCGUCCCAAGGAAGAUGACCCCUUCCUUGGGCGGCACGGGAUUUUAUGCAGUUAA
This is a messenger RNA of Salvia hispanica, 935 nucleotides long. RefSeq names its product U-box domain-containing protein 36-like. The record is from RefSeq and is a predicted model, not a curated record. Lineage: Eukaryota; Viridiplantae; Streptophyta; Magnoliopsida; Lamiales; Lamiaceae.